Messenger RNA from Lytechinus pictus (painted urchin), 3503 nucleotides. RefSeq names its product myosin-9-like. The transcript has 15 exons. NCBI's taxonomy places the organism in Eukaryota, Metazoa, Echinodermata, Echinoidea, Temnopleuroida, Toxopneustidae. The record is from RefSeq and is a predicted model, not a curated record. Bases 202 to 2073 code for a protein of 623 amino acids. Gene Ontology annotation, molecular function: calcium ion binding.
AUUGAUGAUUAGCAACAGCUUAUUAAAGUCAUAAUGGGGCGAUAACACUCUCUAUCAUUGUGUGCAUUCGCUAUUUGACACUUACCGGACGCCUUAUUGGAAUUCUUGUUGGAAUAUACGAGUACAUAACGGUCUAUGAGGGGUGAUUUCGUUUUGGUGCCACUGUUUCUUUUGAGAGCUCGAUAGAUUAUAUUAAGAAAAAUGGCCGAGGACGAAUUUGACGAGAAGAUGACCAAUGCCGACUAUCAGGCGCUUCUCUAUUCAAGAGAUCGUCUGUCUCUACUUCAGAAGGGACUUACGGCAGUGCUGAACGCCAUGCAGGGUGUACUAGCAGUACAGGAUGAUCUGGCAUCAGGAGGGAUGAUGUCCAUCAAAUCAGCAGAACAUGCCAAACAACUUGAACAAAUCGAUAAAGAUUGCUGGGAAAGGAUACGGGUUGAGCUUCUGGAUGUCUACAAAUCUUUCAAGAAGAGGGCAUCGAUACCUGGGACUGAAAUCAAUGGUAAUGAUGUCAAGGACAAGUCUGCCGCGGAGUGUCUCCUCGGACUCACAGAGCGGGUAGACGAUGUCAAGAAGGGUCUUGACACGAGGUUAAAGGUGACUGCCAAAAGAGAAGAAAAUAUGAUAAAAGAAGUCAGGUUAUUACAAGAACAACUUUAUGAUGAGAGGCAGCAGAGUGUGGAACUGAAAUGGAAAGCCCAGGAAGCGACGGAAAACGCGGGAAAAUACACCGUACCCGUCCUACAACAGCAGCUCAAAGAAAAACAAGAAGAAAUCUCACAAUUAAAACGAAAUAGUACCGUCCAACUGUGGGAUAAAGAGAAGGCCAAAUUAAUCGAAGGUUACAAGACGCGAGAAGAGAAACUCACCAAGGAAUUAGCUGACACUCGAAAGAGAUUUGAAGAUAUGAAGGAGAAACUGACAGAAAAAUUAAGAGAAACAGAAGAGAAGCUGAAAAUGCAGAAGAUGAAAGAUGCCCUUGACAAGAAAAUCAUCAACAGAAACGUUUCCAAAUCUAUGGAAUCAAUUAACUCGUCUUCAUCUGAGAGGAAUCGCCGUGACAAUGUAGCAGGAGACUUGGAGUUAGAGAUCGAAGGAUUGAAAAGGAAAAUAUACUCGAAAGAGAAGGACAUCGCACGGCUUGAAGAAGAGAUCAUCAAUCAACAAAGAUUAGCAGUCGGUUGCUUUAAAGGAAUUCAGAAAGAUUUCAAAAUCUUAUGCACACGCCAAGAACAGAACAAGUAUAAGAAGGUUGAUUCGAAGCGAUUUAGGAAGAUUCUGAAUGCCAUCUUCGAUGGAGCUAAGAGGGGUCAGUUAGACAUUACGAAGGCCGAUCUACCACUCCAGUACAUCGCAUUACCAGAGGAUCUUAUUGGUCAUCCUAUUAAGAGGAGCUCUGGAAAGUCUAUUCUGCUCUCAAAACAGGACAUCCGACAUCACCUGACCCCCGUCGGCAACGAGGGACCCUCGCCGCCGUCGUCCCCCGACGCGAGCCCGUCAUCGAGCCCGAGAACGUCGAAGAAGAAAGUAGCGAACGGUGAGCGGAAGCUGCAGCCGAUCGAAGGUUCAGAGGAUAACGAGAAGGAGGAGGCGAAGGAUGUGAUGGUAGAGGAUCCGGGAAUGGCAUUCAGGAAAGCAACAAAUGUCAGGAAAAGGAGGGAGUCGAGGGCGUCGUUGACAUUUCAACAUCUUCCCCAUCCAGACCUCGUUGAUAUUAGCAAUGCUCAUCUGGACAUUGAAGUUGCUUUAAAACAAUUCCCGGAAUUAACAGAAACACAGAUUAAGGAUCAUUACGAUCAGUUCAGACGGUACGAUACUAGUGGCGAUCUAUUACUAGACUUCACGGAAGUGGUUAGAGCGAUUCAAUCGACAGUUGGAAACUUUUAUUCUCCAGCCCAAGUCAAGGAAGCAAUGAAUGAGAUCGAUAGCGAUAAAAACGAUACUGUUGAUUUCUACGAGUAUCUUACUAUCGCGCUCAUGGUCACGAACAAACGAGGGAGAUCCGAAGUUUUCCGAAGUGGUAUUGUUAAACAUGGCGGACAAUCCGUGUCAAAAUUGUGCGCCAUCCAGUGAUGUUAUUAUUUUCUUCAUUUAUUUGCUUGAUUAGAAAGUUAGAAAGAAUGUUAUUUAUUUAAGGAAAUAUUGAUGGCAUUUGAAAAAAUAGAAAAUAUCAAAUUAAAGGAACGAUAUGAAUAACAAAGACAUAACUGGCUGAAUUAGAGAGAGUUUCAUCUAUCAUCUAUACAUUUUUAAAGAGUUUACAUAUGACUUUAUUAUAUGAAAAUAAAAUAGUGAAAACAAGUAUGCACAAUCUAGUUUCUAAAAAUGAUAAGAGGGGUAGCAAAUGAAAAUAAAAAGGGGCGCCUUCUUUGUCAAAUGUCAAUGUUUGUUCACCAAUAUUUCUCCAAAUUUACUUGAAUGAUAUCGAUGAAAAACGUACAUAAAGAAAUAAGAUGGACGAAUUCAGUAAUCAUGACUUUAAUCAGUAUUAGACGAAUUAGACCAAAGACGUACUCAUUGAGAUUAUAUGUCUCGUGCCUUUUCUAAUUGUCGCUUAACCUUUAAUCGUAAGAGGUCCGGUUUACAUAGUAUCAUUAACCAGCUCAUGCAGGCCCAUGGUUUGGCCGGGUAUUCAACUUUUUAUGGUUUUCAUCCCUUAUGAAUUCGGGGCAUGAAGACUAUUUGAUUUAAGUCCUAGUAUCUAUGCGAUCAGAUGUCUGAAGUUAGUGAAGUGUAGUAGUUCUGAAUCCUUUCGAAGUCCAUUUAUUUAUCAAAGUUAAACGUUUAACCAUUUGAAAUUCUGUGUACACUGUUAAAAAAUGAUUUAAACAACGCUGUUUACAAUGUGAAUCGCACCGUACUAGUUUAAACAUUUUAAACAAGUGUUUAAAAUCUUAUACAACAAUAUUUAAAUUCAAAUAUUUAAUUAUCAAUAAUUCAAGCAUGGUUGCUUAAGAUUUUAAACACUUGUUUAAACUGUUUAAACAACUACUGUGCGAUUCACAUAAUAAACAGCGUUGUUUAAAUUAUUUUUUACAUUGUAAGCAAAAAAAAGCCAUAAAAAUUAAUGAUAUCCUACUAAUCUAAAAAUCGUAAGGUAUCAAAACCUUUUAAGUAGGCCCAAUAGCUCUAACUAGGGGAAUACAUUUUAUCACCUCACACCAUUUGAUUUCAGUUAUGUAAGUAUCAAAUUGUCAUAUAUAUAUUAAUAUUGCAUCAUCACCUUGAAUUUUAUACAUGCAUGUUAUAAUUUCGAUUUUGUUAUCAAAACUUUAUUAAGGUUUUGCUAUCGGUAGUAUUUAUAUCAGGAAUGUAUUUAUCUCUACAUUUUGUAUUGAUAUAAUCUAUUUAGGCCUUUAUCUCAGCAUAUUCAAAGCGUAUCCAUUUGUAUUGGUAUGUUUCAGUAAAAUGUUCAGUCAUUUUUGUAAAUAGUAUUGAUCGGUGUACAGUUUAUAGAAUAUGUGUAAAUAAAGUAUAAUUGUAUGUUAGAAGCAGAUAAAUUA